AUGCAGAGCACAGACCUGAGCAACAAAGAGAGCGGCAAGAUAUGGCACCGCAAGCCAAACCCCGCCGCUCGGGACGGAAUUAUAGUGAACAUCAUUCACAGCACUUCUGAUUAUCUUCCAAAAGUUUUGCGAUUUUUGAAUGUGGCUUUUGAUAGCUCAGGUGAUUGCUUAAUUGCUGGGGACCAUCAAGGAAAUAUGUAUGCCAUCACUACUUCUUCUGAUACCGCACAGCUCUGGGACUUGGAUACCUUUCAGAGAAAAAGAAAGCUGAAUAUUCGCCAGUCUGUGGGUAUACAGAAGGUUUUCUUUCUGCCGUUAAGUAAUACCAUCCUCAGCUGUUUUAAAGAUAAUUCCGUCUUUGCCUGGGAGUGUGAUACUCUCUUUUGCAAGUAUCAAUUGCCAGCUCCACCUGAAAGCUCGAGUAUAUUAUACAAAGUGUUUGCUGUGACCAGAGAUGGUCGAAUCCUAGCUGCUGGAGGCAAAUCAAAUCAUCUUCAUCUGUGGUGCUUGGAAGCUAAACAGCUGUUUAGCAUCAUCCAGAUGCCUACUAAAGUCCGAGCCAUUCGCCAUCUGGAAUUUCUUCCUGAUGGUUUCGAUGCUGGUUCUAACCAGGUUCUUGGAGUGCUAAGUCAAGAUGGUAUUAUGAGAUUUAUCAAUAUACAGACUUGUAAACUUCUCUUUGAAAUUGGGAGCCUUGACGAGGGAAUUAGCUCAUCAGUAAUCAGUCCACAUGGACGGUACAUUGCAUCUAUUAUGGAAAAUGGAAGUCUGAACAUAUAUUCAGUUCAGGCUUUAACUCAGGAAAUAAAUAAGCCACCUCCUCCUUUAGUGAAAGUGAUUGAAGAUUUGCCCAAGAGCAAACUGAACUCCAGUGAUCUUAAGAUGAAAGUAACAUCAGGAAGGGUGCAGCGGCCAACAAAAUCAAGGGAAAGCAAAAUACAAACGAGAAUAUUAAAACAAGACCUGACUGGUAAUUUUGAAAAUAAAGAGAAUGAAUUGUCAGAUGGAUUAAACAAAAAGCGCCUACAAAUCUUAUUAAAAGGCUAUGGUGAAUAUCCAAUGAAAUAUAGAAUGUUCAUUUGGCGCUCUCUGCUACAACUGCCUGAAAAUCAUACUGCAUUUAGUAGCCUAGUAGAUAAGGGUGUUCAUGUGGCGUUUCUCAACCUUCAGAAGAAAUACCCCAUCAAAAGUCGGAGACUGCUCAGAGUAUUACAGAGAACUCUAUCCGCAUUAGCUCACUGGUCUGCCAUCUUUAGUGACACGCCGUAUCUUCCACUCUUGGCAUUUCCGUUCGUAAAAUUAUUCCAGAACAAUCAACUCAUUUGCUUUGAAGUUAUUGCUACUCUCAUAGUCAAUUGGUGUCAACACUGGUUUGAAUAUUUUCCUAAUCCUCCUAUCAAUAUUCUUAGUAUGAUAGAAAAUGUUUUGGCAUUUCAUGACAAAGAGCUGUUGCAACACUUCAUGGAUCGUGAUAUAACUUCCCAGCUGUAUGCAUGGCCUCUUCUUGAAACUUUGUUCUCAGAAGUACUGACAAGAGAGGAGUGGCUGAAAUUAUUUGAUAAUGUCUUCUCCAACCAUCCUUCAUUCCUCCUGAUGGCUGUUGUCGCCUACAACAUAUGUUCCAGAGCCCCUUUGCUCAACUGUAAUCUUAAAGAUGAUUUCGAGUAUUUUUUUCACCAUCGGAACAAUCUAGAUAUAACUGUUGUAAUUCGAGAAGUUUACCACCUUGUGGAUACCACACCUACUGAUAUUCAUCCAGAGAGCAUGCUUGAUGUUUUUGUCGCACUGACAAAAGGGCAAUAUCCAGUAUUUAAUCAGUAUCCGAAGUUUAUUGUGGAUUAUCAGACACAGGAACGAGAAAGAAUAAGGAAUGAUGAAUUGGAUUACCUAAGAGAGAGGCAGACGGUUGAAGAUAUGCAAGCUGAAGUAGACCAGCAAAGAGCUGAAGAUGAAGCUUGGUACCAAAAGCAAGAACUGCUUCGUAAAGCUGAAGAAACAAGAAGAGAAAUUCUGUUUCGAGAAGAAGAGAAGAUGCUGGAACAAAGACAGAGACUGGCUGCUGUGAAGAGAGAGCUGAAAAGAAAGGAAAUACACUUACAAGAUGCUGCAAGAAGGCGUUUUCUGAAGCAACAGCAAGACCAACGUGAAAUGGAACUAAGAAGACUGGAUGAUGAAAUUGAAAGAAAGGUAUAUAUGAGAGAUCAAGAAAUUGCUGCCACAGCCAAAGAUCUAGAAAUGAGAAACCUGGAACUCGAAUCGCAAACGAGACUUUUUGAGAAGAAACUUAAUAGAAACCAAGAAGCUGUUGCCAAAGAAAUGAGAGAAGAUACGGAUGCCUACAGACGAAAAGUGGAUCUUGAAGAACAUGUGUUCCAUAAACUCUUAGAAACAGAUCAAGCUCAGAGCCUAAAAGCUCAGAAGAUAAUUGAAGAAAAUUUGGCAAAUGCUGAACAAGCAUGCAUAGAUGCUGACUGGCGACUUCAAGCUUUACAUACACAAAGAUGUGAUGCUCUACAACGAAAUGAACGUUACCAGGAAGUAGCCAAACUCCUUCGGAAUAACAGAAGGAAAGAAAUGGAGGUAUUAAAUGCAGCGAUGGAGGCGGAAGCUAAAAAGUGGGAGGAAGCUGAAGAAAAAGAGUUUCAUCUGAGAUCAGAAAAGAGAGCUUCUGCUCUUUCAGAUGCAUCUAGAAGGUGGUUUUUAGAGCAGGAGCUAAGUGAUGCUUUAGAACAUGCUGAAAAUCCAUGUUGUGAAGUUUCUUUAAAUCGAAGAAAACUAGACUGGGACACCACAGAACAAGAUCUUCUGGAGAAAGUGAGAAAUCUUCGCCAGAGACUUACUGCUCAGGCUCGUAGCAGAUGUCAACCCCCUCAUGUUUUGGCUACGUAGGAGGCGUAUCACCUGGAGACAGUGAGAGAGACCCACUUUGCAAUCACUGACACUGAUUUUUAGAUUAUUUAUUUUAAAUUCCUGUUAAGAUUAGCUUUUGUAUAGAAAAAAAAGUAUCAUAACAAUUAUGUGUUCCAUUUAAUUCUGAUGCUUUUUGGCUUGUAAAUAGCUUCUUAUACUUUUCGCAAUAAAAUUUUUUUUGAAAUAUUAAAACUCGUAUAAGCUCUUCCAGGUGGCAAGGACCAGUAUAAACGUCAGUACGUUCCGUAGAGGAAGGUUUAUUUGAAAGAUAAAUGGAGAAAUAAAGAACCAUCUCAACAAGUAUACAACCUGGACUGAGAGAAGCCUGGGCACUAACAAUGUGGAUUGGCCUAAACUACAGUCUUCCUAUUCUCCUAGCGGCAGGACCUACUCUCAAUGAUCCCACUGUCCUCCUACCAUCGGCGUCUCUACCACGGCUGCUCCAGCUUCUCCCGUCAGUCUGCCUGCUUCUCCAGACACACUCGCUUUCCAUGCCUCUUAAGACCACCAGCGCUGCCAAAGACUUCAGCACCUUAGGCAAAUAACUUACCCUCACCGUUUCUGCAAGGACGGUAGAAGUAGCUCAUGGACUCAAUGUAAGGGUUAAAUAAGAUAAUGUAUACAAAGUUCCUGGUCCAGUGUUUGGCAUAUAGUAAGUGUGCAGUACUUAGUGGGAGUGACUUUUUUGGGGAUCACAAAGCAUUAUGGUGAACCAAGUACUUUGAGUAAGAAAAGCGCUCACUUUAGUCCCGUAAGCAACGUCCUAAAAUGCCAGACCGUCAGCCUGAUUUUCUGUAUGUUCUCAGGGAAUUACAAACAUAUGCCUUCACGGGCCAGCAGGUGUGUGUUUGGUGGGGAAUUACAGGAGAUAAAAUAUUAUAUAGGGUGAGAUGGGAGGUUUGCUGAGCUACAAAUUGCUUGUUCACCUAAAAGCAUCCAAAUGCUAAAAUACUGUGAAUCUGCAGCUACAAUCAGCUGUGUAUUGCCAGUUCUUGACUUCUACUUUAGGUUUUUUACUAGAAUUUACUCCUACUCAGAUUGAUUUUGAAACCCCUCCCACACACAAAAAAUAAAUAACAGUUCAUAGUAUUGCAGUGGCUCAUUUUUUUAAAAAAAAAAAACUGAAAAGCAAGUUAUUAAUAA
Messenger RNA from Trichechus manatus latirostris (Florida manatee), 4053 nucleotides. RefSeq names its product TBC1 domain family member 31 (gene TBC1D31). NCBI's taxonomy places the organism in Eukaryota, Metazoa, Chordata, Mammalia, Sirenia, Trichechidae. Gene Ontology annotation, cellular component: centrosome. The transcript is spliced from 20 exons. The record is from RefSeq and is a predicted model, not a curated record. The coding region runs from base 1 to 2889 and encodes 962 amino acids. Gene Ontology annotation, molecular function: protein binding.